CGUUCUCUUACUUCCCGUUAUCAUCCGAAUGUAGAGGAUGUACCCCCGCCCACUUACCGGGCCCAUUUGUGGCCGGGUAAUACGAAACGGGAAGGACGCGCAUCACUGCGACGCCCUCCCGUUCCAAGUUUUCCCUCCUCCUUUGCCGUUUGCCAGGGAAUACAAAGUCCAGCUUGAAAUCAGCCAUCACCAGAGAGGCCGAACCCUCGAACACUCGGCUGAUGGUUGUGACCUGAUCAUUAUCAUUCUUUCUGGGAAGGCGUUCUUUUCCUUUUUUUUCCCCCCUCUCGCCAACUUUUGUCGCUCGCUCAUAUUCGUAGCCAUGGUUUUCUUGGUGGAACUGGCGACUGCCGCCCUCUUCGGGGCCCGCGCCGUAAACGCCGUGUACAGCAUCGCAACCACCGCCGACAUAAAAACAACAGCAGCAAACAUUGCCUGGGAUCUCAUGCAAUACUAUCAUGGCAAUGAAUCAGGACAAACACCGGGCAUCCUCCCCGGCCCGCCCCCGGCAGGAGACUACUACUGGUGGGAGGCGGGUGCCAUGUGGGGGACCUUGAUCGACUACUGGAAACUGACGGGCGACGCCUCGUAUAACGAUGUGAUUAUGCAGGCAAUGCUCUGGCAGGUUGGGCCUAACAAGGACUACAUGCCACCCAAUGUGACGGCAUCCUUGGGCAACGACGACCAAGGUUUCUGGGGCAUGUCGGCCAUGCUAGCGGCCGAAAACGGCUUUCCCAAUCCUCCAAGUGACCAAGCACAAUGGCUCGCGUUGGCCCAGGCUGUCUUCCACACGCAGGCGGGCGCGGAUCGCCACGACACUACUUGCAACGGUGGGCUUAGGUGGCAGAUUCCGUUGUCGAACAACGGUUACAACUACAAGAACAGCAUCGCGAACGGCUGCUUCUUCAACCUCGGCGCGAGACUUGCUCGUUACACUGGAAACCAGACGUAUGCCGACUGGGCCGAGAAAACCUGGGACUGGAUGAGGGCCGUCGGCUUCAUGGACGACGACUACAAUAUCUACGACGGCGCUCACGUCGAGCAUAACUGCACCGACAUCAACCGCGCUCAGUUCUCGUACAACAAUGCCGUCUUCCUGCAAGGGGCUGCCUUCAUGUACAAUUACACCGACGGGAGCGAAAUAUGGAAGCAGCGACUCGUAGGCUUGACCAACGCGACAAUCAGGCUCUUUUUCCCCGACAACAUCGCCUACGAAAUCGCCUGCGAGGAGCACAUGACGUGCACCACCGACAUGCUCAGUUUCAAGGGAUACCUUCACCGCUGGCUCGCACAGUCGACCCAAGUCGCGCCCAUCCUCGCCGACACGAUCCUUCCCGUGCUGAAGACUUCCACAGAAGCCGCCGUCUCGACGUGCACGGGCGAAGCCAACGGACGCACGUGCGGCUUCAAGUGGAGCACCAAGGCAUACGACGGGAGCCACGGGGCCGGACAGCAGAUGAACGUCCUCGCCGCCGUGUCGACGCUUCUCAUCGGACAGGCCGCGCCGCCUUACACGAAUUCCACCGGCGGGACGAGUCAAGGAGAUUAUAAUGCGGGUACCAAUUCGGACACGUUCCAGGAGAAGUCGGAUCCUCCAACGACCGGGGACAAAGCUGGGGCGGGGAUAUUGACGGUUUUGAUACUGGUGUCGGCGAUCGGGACGUUUGGGUGGAUGAGUAUAGGGGAUUAAGAGUCCACUGUCGUAAAUCAUAGACGCUGUUUCUUUCCUCCUCUUCUUCUUCGAGAACUGGUUUCGGAGGUGGGUGAGGGCUGUCUUUGUGUUGGCGUUUUAUUCCCCUGCAGUUUUGGCGUUCGACGUGGUGUUCUUUUGUUCAAGGCGACUUUCCCGUGGAGUGGCGAGGCAAUGAAUGGUUCUUGGGUAUCAGUGGUUACCGGGCCGGCAUGUUGAUGGCAGCAGGCUGAAUAAUGAAAGAUGCGUGUCUUCAGCACACCUUAUUCCAGUCACGGCCAGAUGGAGCGAAUCGCUUUGAUGAUCUUACAAUCCCCCUUAUGCCCACCCUCGUUCCA
Messenger RNA from Canariomyces notabilis, 2028 nucleotides. Its product is annotated as glycoside hydrolase family 76 protein. The record is from RefSeq and is a predicted model, not a curated record. Gene Ontology annotation, biological process: carbohydrate catabolic process; fungal-type cell wall biogenesis. Gene Ontology annotation, molecular function: mannan endo-1,6-alpha-mannosidase activity. The coding region runs from base 323 to 1690 and encodes 455 amino acids. The transcript has 4 exons. Lineage: Eukaryota; Fungi; Ascomycota; Sordariomycetes; Sordariales; Chaetomiaceae.